ACUCCUCGCCAUAGUAGGUUUUCCCCAGUCUAUUCACGGAUGCCAACAAAGUGUCCCGGUGCUUCGUGAGGGUUGACCAAAGAGGAUGUGAGUCGUGACAGACGUUCAGCUGCAGGUCUGGGACUCUCAUCAGUUGUGAAAUGAAGCUACACGACUUCUCUGAGGACUUUUCCUGAGGCAUUUUGAGGAGAGAAAGGGGAGAAAAGUGUUUAUUUUUGGGGAGAUGUCCAGCACUGUGGCACCGACCGUCCCCUCCAUGAGCUUCCCGGAGGACCAGCGCACUAUCGUGGUGGGAGCCUUCUGUUGUCUGGUGUUUUUCUUCAUGAUCGUGGUGCUGCUGCUGAUCCUCUACCGAAAGGUUCCUCUCUGCUGCAAAAUGAGGGUUUAUCGGGAAUCUCGUACUGACAUGGAAUCUCCUCCUCAGUACUACAGCAGCAGACAGACUCUGGUCACGUCGUCUGAUGUGGAGCAGAAUCAUGACGCGGGUCACGAUAACAUCACUGCUCAGUCGGGCUCUCUGUUCCUCAUCGGUGUGCCCAGCAGCUAUUAUCUGUCCUCUCUGGAUCCGGGUCUCCCUCGUUUACCCUCAUAUGAAAGCGUACGCAAAAAAGACCGACAGCGGCAGAUCCACAUGAUGAUCGCAGACCGAUUUGGACUCAACGGGCCUGCUGUGACGGAGCCUCCUCCCACAUACGAGGAAAGCAUUCGUCAGUCGGUCCAAUCCAUUGACGUCCCGUUUGACAUCCUGUCCUCGGAGGAUCCACAGGCUACAGUUUCAGAGCCUGACACGGAUCUGCCUGCGUAUGAAGCUCUACCUCACAGCACAGACUCGCAACAGCCCAGCGACACUAGUAAUUAAUGCACACUCCAGCAUGCGUCUUAUCCUCAGCGGAAAUGAGCAGCUGUUGAGCUUUUCCCAGGCCUGACAGCUGAUCUACAAACAGACGAGUGCGUCAAUCUGCUGCCUUUGCAAAAAAACACCACCAAAAUGAGAUAUGACUUGACCUAUGCAAAUACUUGAGGAGGAGGAGGAGAACACUGCAACACUACUGGGAAACAAAGGGAAGAGAAUGUGCAGCGGUUGAAAUGAAUGUGAAACUGCUGCUGCGCUAACUUUGUGACUUUUCCAAGCCAAAGGUGUUAAAGUGCCCUCUUUAGGACUGUUUAAAGAAUGAUUUGAACUUUAUUUAGGUGAAGAGUUGUCUUUAAUUGCACGCUGCAGCGUCAGCUCUUCUUCCACAGUGUCUGAAAUGUUUGGUACAAGGAUCCAGUCUCACUCAACUGGGCUUUUAGAGUCUACUCUGCCCUGAUUGGUCAGAUGGAGGCACUACUCUGCUCUGAUUGGUCAGAUGGCUCUUCUCUCUUCUCACUGGUCAGAUGGCCCUACUCUUAUUUGAUUGGUUAGAUGACACCUCUCAGCCCUGAUUUGUCAGAUGGAGGCCCUACUCUGCUCUGAUUUGACCGGGCAGAUGGAGGAAUAACUCUGCUCUGGUUGGCCAGAUUACCCUAAUCUGCUCUGAUUGGUCAUAUGAAGGCUCUCCUCUGCUCUGAUUGGUUAGAUUGAGGCAUUACUCUGCUCUGAUUUGUCAGAUGGAGGAAUAACUUUGCUCUGGUUGGCCAGAUUACCCUAAUCUGCUCUGAUUGAUCCUAUGAAGGCUCUUCUCUGCUCUGAUUGGACAGGUGAAGGCCCUACUCUGCUCUUACUGGACAGGUGGAGGCUCAACUCUGCUCUGAUUGUCUAGAUGAUCCUAAUCUGCUCUGAUUGGUCAUUAAAAGACUCUCCUCUGCUCUGAUUGGACAGGUGAAGGCCCUAUUCUGCUCUGAUUGGACAAAUAGAGGUCCUACUCUUCUUGGAUUGGCCAGGUUACCCUAUUCUGCUCUGAUUGGACAGGUGAAGGCCCUAGUCUGCUCUGAUGGGACAGAUCAAGGCCCUACUCUGCUCCGAUUGGCCAGAUGACCCUAUUCUGCUCGGAUUGGACAGAUAGAGGCCCUAAUCUGCUCUAAUUGGUCAUAUGAAGGCCCUCCUAUGCUCUGAUUGGACUGGUGAAGGCAAUUGUCUGCACUGAUUGGCCAGAUUACCCUAAUUUGCUCUAUUUGGUCAUAUGAAAACUGUCCACUGCUCUGAUCGGCCAGAGAAUCCUAAUUUGCUCUGAUUGGUCAUAUGAAGCCUCUCCUCUGCUCUUAUUUGGACAGGUGAAGGCCCUAGUCUUCUGUGAUUGAACAGAUAGAGGCCCUAAUCUGCUCUUAUUGGCCAGAUGGAGGCCCUACUCUGCUCUGAUUGGCCAGAUUACUCUAAUCUGUUCUAAUUAGUCAUAUGAAGGCCCUACUCUGCUCUAAUUGAACAGACUGAGGCCCUACUCUGCUCCGAUUGGCCAGAUGACACAAAUCUACUGUUAUUAGUCAUGUGUAGGACCUCCUCUGCUCUAAUUGGACAUUUACAGGCCCAACUCUGCUCUGAUUGGCCGGAUUACCCUAAUCUGUUCUAAUUAGUCAUAUGAAGGCCCUCCUUUGCUCUAAUUGGACAGGUGAUGGCCCUAGUCUGCUGUGAUUGGACAGAUUGAGGUCCUACUCUGCUUCGUUUGGCCAGAUGACCCAAAUCUGCUCUGAUUAGUCAUGCGUAGGACCUCCUCUGCUCUGAUUGGACAGAGGGACGCCCUACUCUGCUCUGAUUGGCCCGAUGAUCAAAAUCUGCUCUGAUUAGUCAUAUGAAGACCCUCCUCUGCUCUGAUUGGACAUUUAAAGGCCCUACUCUGCUCUGAUUGGUCACAUGAAGGCUCUCAUCUGCUCUGAUUGAACAGGUAAAGGCCCUAGUCUGCUCUGAUUGGACAGAAAGAGACCCUAAUCUACUCUGAUUGGCCAGAUUACCCCAAUCUACUCUUAUUGGUCAUAUGAAGGCCCUUCUCUGCUCUGAUUGGACAAUGUGAAGGCCCCACUGUGCUUUGACUGGAUAUAUGGAGGCUCAACUCUGAUUUGAUUGGCUAGAUUUCGCUAAUCUUCUCUGAUUGGUCAUAUAAGGGCCUUCCUCUGUCAUGUGCACCUAUUCUACCUGAAUAGGUGAAGGCCUUACUCUGCUCUGAGUGGUUAAAAUUGGGGCUAAAAUCAUGCAGUCUGAACUCGGCAUUACAUUCAGCAUUUUAGAUUCUGGGCCAGAUUCACGAAAGUCUGUUUAAUAACGAUGAAUAAAUGAAGCUUGUUUUAAUUUCAUGUUUGGUUUUUUAGAGAGAUGGCGGGUUCAUCGCAUACCAAAGUGGCGUAUGAUGUACUGUACUGAACUAUAUGCACAAUAAUGGAUAUUUGAAGCCAUGUUUUGGACAUUACAGGGAAUAUUUCGUUUAUUUGCAGUACUGUUUUGUUCGAUGUAAUCAUGAUGUGUGUUUGUAUGAGCGUGAUGUUCUUCGUUUCUUUAGGUAGAACAAAUGUUAUCGUCUCUUUAGGUAGAGAUCAUCGAAAUUAAUUUUAGCAAAGCCGCUGUCAUAUCUGUCUGUGUAAAUAUGUUCUCUGUCAAAAUGAUGUCUCUUCAAUCUUUAUUUUAUAAUUGCCAUUUAUGGAAAUGCAUAUUUUUUUAAUUUUUCACUGUGAAUAAAGACAUUAAAACAAA
This is a messenger RNA of Danio rerio (zebrafish), 3598 nucleotides long. NCBI's taxonomy places the organism in Eukaryota, Metazoa, Chordata, Actinopteri, Cypriniformes, Danionidae. The record is from RefSeq and is a predicted model, not a curated record.